Molecule: messenger RNA, 4002 nt
Organism: Lotus japonicus
Lineage: Eukaryota; Viridiplantae; Streptophyta; Magnoliopsida; Fabales; Fabaceae
Product: nardilysin-like
Exons: 1
Coding region: 805-3846 (1013 amino acids)
Biological process (GO): proteolysis
Cellular component (GO): cytosol
Molecular function (GO): metal ion binding; metalloendopeptidase activity
Source: RefSeq, a predicted model, not a curated record
AUUUAUUAUCUUUCUUUUAUAGUUUUUAAAUAUUUCGUUUUUUUCAAAAUUAUUGGUGGGAAUUGAAAUAUUAAUCUUGAGUUUCAAAUUAAUUUUUUUUUCAUUAUAUAAAAAAUAUCCUAAUUCAAUAGCUCAUCUUUUAGCAUACAAAGAUUAUCUUGUAAAUUUUAAAAAGUUUGUUAUAGAGAAAACAUGAUAAAUGAAAGCAAAAAAAAAAAGUUUGUUAUGGAGAAAACAUGAUAAAUGAAAUUAAAAAAUAUGACACCUCUUCACUUUUAGAUGGGUAUUGGAUAGAUUGCCCAUUUAAAAUUUUGAUCGAGUAACUAUUUCAAAAAGGUAUUUGAUAAUAAUAGAACUAACUGAAAACAGAAAUUUUGGUAUUAAAACGGAACUAAGGAAUUUAAUGAUAUGCUAGGAUAGGAUUGAAAUAUUAUCUAAAUGCAACAACAAUUUAAGAAGACGAUUAGUAUUAAUCUAUUCAAAUUAUAAAUAUUAUAAUAAUAUAAUAUUAUCAUAUCCUCUCUUUUUUUCCUUGUACAAUUUUUAUCAGCACUGAUCAUAAACCGUCAAACAGUACUUGACACUUUUGGAACACCUUUUUUCUCUUUAUCUUUUUCUUUCUGAUCACAUCAUAUAUUACACUUAUCAUGUUUAUCUAUUCUCUUCCUAUCUCUUAGUCUACACUCUUUGAAUGCACACCAAUCUUUAUUAUUCAUUAUCAUAUCCUCCUUUCCCUCACACCGGAAUCAAAAGCCACACUACACUCUGGAAGCAAAAAAAGAGAAACCCCUUGCUGCUAGCCUUAUGGGAAUGCCGAGUUCCCCAACCAUCACUUUCUCUUCUGAUGACGUGGUUGUCAAGUCACCAAACGACCGUCGUCUAUACCGCUUCAUCCAACUCCAUAACGGCCUUCAAGCUUUGCUCGUUCAUGAUCCUGAGAUUUACCCAGAAGGCCCUCCCAAGCCUGUUCCAACAGACAAUGAAGAAGAAGAGGGAAGUGAAGUAGAAGUUGAAGGAAAAGAAGGGGCCAAGGCCAAGGAUGCUGCUGCUCAGACUCAGACCAAAAAGGCUGCAGCAGCUAUGUGUGUAGGAGUUGGCAGCUUCUCUGACCCGAAUGAAGCACAAGGACUAGCACAUUUUUUAGAACACAUGCUCUUCAUGGGGAGUGAAGAAUUUCCAGAUGAAAAUGAGUAUGAUAGCUAUUUGUCCAAGCAUGGUGGCUCAUCAAAUGGGCAUACAGAAGCUGAACAUACUUGCUACAAGUUUGAAGUGAAGCGAGAGUAUCUCAAGGGUGCCUUGAGAAGAUUUUCUCAGUUCUUUAUUUCACCCCUUGUAAAAAUAGAGGCCAUGGAGCGGGAAGUACUUGCAGUAGAUUCAGAAUUUAACAAGGUUUUACAAUAUGAUCACUGCCGUCUUCAACAACUUCAGCGUCAUACAUCCGCACUUAAUCAUCCUUUAAAUAAAUUCUCUUGUGGGAACAAAAAGAGCCUGGUUGAUGCAAUGGAGAAUGGUAGUAUUACUAAUUUGCGGGAGAAAUUAUUGAAAUUCUAUGAGGAUUAUUACCAUGCUGGAUUAAUGAAGCUUGUUGUUAUUGGUGGAGAGUCCCUGAAUGUGCUUGAGAGCUGGGUUGUGGAACUGUUUUCUACUGUCAAGAAUGGUCCUCAGGUAAACCCAGAGUUCAUUGUGGAAGGUCCUAUGUGGAAAUCUGGUAAAGUUUAUCGGCUAGAAGCCGUCAAAGAUAUUAAUAUCCUUUCCUUAGCAUGGACCCUGCCUUCUUUAGACCAAGACUAUCUAGAGAAACCAGAUGAUUAUUUAGCUUAUCUCCUUAGGAAUGAGGGCAGGGGAAGCUUGAUUUUCUUUCUCAGAGCUAGAGGGUGGGCUACAUCUCUAUUUGCUGGUAUUGGGAAUGAUGGCAUGUAUUGGUCAAGUAUAGCCUAUGUGUUUGUCAUAUCCAUAUGCCUAACUGACUCUGGUAUAGAAAAGAUGUAUGAUAUUAUUGGCUUUGUCUAUCAAUACCUUAAGUUGUUGCGUCAAGUUUCUCCACAAGAAUGGAUAUUUAAGGAACUUCAGAAUAUGGGAAACAUGAAAUUCAGAUUUGCAGAAGAGCAGCCUCAAGAUGAUUAUGCUGCUGAGCUUGCAGAAAAUUUGCUCUUGUAUCUACCAGAGCAUGUCAUUUAUGGUGACUAUAUGUAUGAGACAUGGGAUGAGCAGUUGCUCCAACAAGUUCUUGGUUUCUUCAUUCCUGAAAACAUGAGGGUUGACGUUGUGUCAAAGUUUCUUAAAUCAUCACAAGAUUUCAAAUAUGAAACUUGGUUUGGUUCACGUUAUGUUGAGGAAGAUAUUUCUCAAAAUUUGAUGAAGUUAUGGAGAAACCCUCCAGAAAUUGAUGCCUCAUUCCAUCUUCCAUCCAAGAAUGAGUUUAUUCCAAGUGACUUUUCUAUACGAGCUGGUGAGGAUGAUUCUGCAAAUUUGACUUCUCCUAGAUGUAUAGUUGAUGAAGCAUUGAUAAAAUUCUGGUACAAGCCGGACAGUACUUUCAAAGUUCCUCGUUCUAAUACAUAUUUCCAAAUUAACUUGAAGGGUAGUAGAUAUGAUAAUGUGAAGAGUUGUGUAUUGUCUGAAUUAUUCAUUCACCUUCUUAAAGAUGAGUUGAAUGAAAUCAUAUACCAGGCUAGUGUUGCCAAGUUAGAAACUCGUAUCUCUUAUGUUGGUGAUCACAUGCUUGAGCUGAAGGUCUCUGGUUUCAAUGAGAAGCUUCCUGUUCUCUUAUCUAAAAUUUUGUCAGUGACUAGAUCUUUUAUGCCAACUGAAGAUAGAUAUAAAGUAAUAAAAGAAGACGUGAUGAAGAGAGCUUUAAAGAAUACCAACAUGAAGCCUCUAAGCCAUUCAUCAUAUUUGAGAUUGCAAAUUUUGUGCGAGAGCUUUUAUGAUGCUGAUGACAAGUUGCAUUGUCUAAAUGAUUUGUUUCUUGACGAUCUCAAUGCAUUUAUCCCUGAGCUUCGCUCACAGUUAUACAUUGAGGGCUUGUGUCAUGGAAAUCUAUCAGAAGAUGAAGCAAUUAACAUAUCCAAUAUCUUUAAGAUAAACUUUCCACUAAAUAUUAAUCCACCCCUCAUUAAGUUGAGGCAUGCUAGACGUAUAGUUUGCCUCCCCUCCAGUGCCAAUUUAGUUAGAGAUGUUGGUGUGAAGAACAAGUUCGACAAAAACUCUGCGGUUGAGCUCUAUUUUCAAAUUGAACAAGAUUUUGGUAUGAGGUCAAUGAAGUUGAAAGCUUUGAUUGAUCUUGUUGAGGAAAUUGUGAAGGAGCCACUUUUUAAUCAGCUGAGGACAAAGGAGCAGCUUGGUUAUGUUGUUGAUUGCAGUUCACGAGUAACAAUCCGUGUUCUUGGAUUUUGUUUCCACAUUCAAUCAUCUGAGUACAACCCAGUUUACUUACAAGGUAGAAUUGAUAACUUCAUAAAUGGCCUGGAAGAAUUGUUGGAUGGCCUUGAUGACGAUUCCUUUGAGAAUUACAAAAGUGGAUUAAUGGCAAAGCUGCUGGAGAAAGAUCCUUCACUCACAUAUGAAAGCAAUAGAUUGUGGAAUCAGAUUCUUGAUAAAAGGUACAUUUUUGAUGUGUCAAAGAAGAAAGCAGAAGAAUUGAGGAACAUAAGCAAGAAUGAUGUUGUAGAGUGGUACAAGACGUAUUUGAAACCCUCAUCUCCCAAAUGUAGAAGGCUACUUGUUCGUGUAUGGGGUUGUAACACAGACUUGAAAGAUAAUGCUGAAGCCCUUUCCAAAUCUAUGCAAGUCAUCAUCACAGAUCCAACAGCUUUCAAGAAGGAAUCUGUGUUUUAUCCAAGUUAAUUUUUGUUAAAUUUGUAAAUAUGUUAGAAUAUUGAAGUAAGGCUUCUUCUAGAGCUAGAGAGAACCUUCAUUUUUCAUUUAAUGGUUCUACGGUGAAGAGAUAGAAUCAACAUUCUUGAAUGUAAAAACAAAGUUGGAGUUUUAUCUUAGUUUUUG